UUUAAGAUAGUUCAGUUGGCCUUUGGAUGGGGACCAGAGAGUACCGUGGCUCUGCGGCGGAGUCUUGUUGACUUAGCACCCUCCGUUAAUUCUUGCGGUGUUUAGAAUAGCAACAAGACUGUUUUCUUUACCAUUGUUGGAAUCACAGGAAAAGAAAAAAAAGAAAGAAAGAUAGAGAGAGAGAGAGAGAGACCUGGCCAAAGUGUUUUCUCAAUUUUAAUCAAGUCACGAGCUGCCCAAAAGAAAUCUAUCUUGAGAAAGAUAACGAAACGUGACGCCGAUAAUGGUGAACUGAUUUAUGUCGUAUGGUGUGAAAACUCUGCCCGGUCGGAAAAAGGGUGUACGUUCACGUUCGUGCUUGCGUGCUUGUGCCUGUGUGUUGUUAUAGGUCUAGAAGCUCGGUCAAAGUCACGUUACUCGGCGCCGCCAGUGAUCCCUUUUUUUAAUUCUUCCGCUCGUUUUAGGAUUUAUCGUCAUGUCAGACUCUAGAAUGCCAGCGAGCUGACCCGACGGACGGCCAAAGAAGAAGAAGAAGAAGGCCCCUGAACGAACGUCCUCUCGCGCCCACACGCCGCCUCUGACGCCCGCCGCCCGCCCGAACUCUCCACCUCGACGACUUCUCGCAGUAAAUCGACGGUGAAAGAAGAACGAACCUUUUCUUCCUCUCGCGCUGUGUUCAGCUCUGUGUGUUCAUCUCACGAGUCGCGUUUUCUGAUGCAUAAAUUGUGAGAGUCGGAUCAGUGGAGAGAGAGAGAGAGAGAGAGAGAGAGAGAGGAGAGAGAGAGAGAGAGGAGGUUUGAGCCGAUGUCAUUUAUUGAAUGAGUUUGGUUCAACGGCGGCGCAGCCAGCGAGAGUAAAAGAGCGGAUGGCGUUGUAGAACUUAUUCCUACGCCUCUCCUCCUCCUCCUCCUUUCUACUACGCCUCCUUCUUCAGCGAUUUCUCCACACCCCCCUCUCCCCACUCCUCUUUUUUUAUAUAUAUAAAUCUUCCCUCAAAGAGGUGUCUGGUCUGCCUCAGUUGGGGUGGACCACAUAAUGCUUUUUAGCCAAAAUGUGUGACCAGUGGUCAGCUUACCCCGUGAAGAUGCAUACCCUCUUCAGCGAUCAGCAGUCCUACUACCGUCAUGCUGCCGCUACCUACCCCCCAGCUGCCCUGCAGCAGAUGUCAGCCAUGGCGCCCAACACUUACGGCUACGACGGAUACAGCGCCAUGGGGCGAUACCACCCUUACGGCUACACCCCCCAGCAGCAUGCCCCCCCGAAGGACAUGGUCAAGCCUCCGUACUCGUACAUCGCGCUGAUCACGAUGGCCAUCCAAAACAACCCGGAACAGCGAGUGACCCUGAACGGCAUCUACCAGUUCAUCAUGGAGCGGUUCCCCUACUACCGCGAGAACAAACAGGGCUGGCAGAACUCCAUCAGGCACAACCUGAGCCUGAACGAGUGUUUCGUCAAGAUCCCCAGGGACGACAAGAAGCCCGGCAAGGGCUCCUACUGGACGCUCGACCCCGACGCCCGCAACAUGUUCGACAACGGCUCCUACCUCCGGCGGCGGAAGCGCUUCAAGAAGAAGGAGGCCGCCCCCACCAGGGACAAAGAGGACGCCCUCAAGCGUCAGGAUCAGCAGCAGCAGCAGCAGCACACACCUACGGGACCAGAUUCCGACCAGAGACCUCAGCAACCCGAUGCUACUUCCGUAGCAAUGCAGCAGCAGCAGCAACAGCAGCAGCAGGGGGCACAGCAGCCACAGCCUCGGAAUGUCGUUGGGGGUCAGCCGGAUGCUGAGGGCGUUCAGGUAGGGGGCGGAACCCCUCUCUCCCCUCUCUGUCAGCCCAAGACGGAGCCCCUAGAUUCCCCUGACCUUCCUCCUGCAUGCCUGCCGGAAGUGAAAGCAGCAGGGCACACGCCACCUUUACACGCCCAUACCCACACGCCGCCCCUCCAUAACCAUACCCACACGCCGCCCUUACACGCCCACAGUCACCUGCCACCGACCAGCCUGCCCACCACCACAUCCAGCGCAGGGCACGAGGGGUCCUACCUGGAGGUGGCCUCCUCCUUCAGCGUGGAUUCCCUGGUGCCAGGGUCGAGGGACGUCGUGGGCCGCGGGGACACCAGUCCCGCCUCCCUCCUGUCGGAGGUGCAGCAGCAGCAGCAGCAGUACCGAUCUAACAUGUACUACGACACCAUGGGGUACUGCCAGUACAGCGACGCCCGAGCGCCCUCCGUCUUCCCCUCAGCUGCUGCUGCCGACGACAUGACGGCUUGCGGCAGCGCCGCCGCCGCCGUCACCGGCGGCUCGGCUGCCGUUGGAGGCAUGACGAUGCAGGCUGCAGCGGCGGCGGCCGCCUAUUCCCGAUCUCACGGCUCUUGGUACUCGCAGCCCCUGGAGACGACGAGCGGAGGCAGCGCUGCCGACGGAGGCUUCCCCAACGUGCGUGAUAUGUUCGAGUCUCAGAGGCUCCUGACCAACCCCUCGUGCCAGUUGGGAUUUCGAGCUUCCUACAAAUAUCCUUCGUACUACGACGACGCCGCGAAAUACUAAACGGUCGUCUAGGAAGUCGCACUGAUGGAUUCGCUCUCUGAGGAGACUCUCUGAAGGGGGGUCACACCCCCACCCCUCCGUCAGGUAUAUGAAAAGAUGAAUGAAUGUUCAAUAAGACGGGAAAAUGUCUAACGAGAUGCAGGUGACAUCAUCGCCACACGAGAUUUUUUUUUUUAAAUCUGUAUUCUAGUGAAACCAAAGAGAUGUUAUGUUUUUUUGGUGACUUGGGUGUCUUUGCAAGGGCGUGGACGCCCCUGGAGGUGUUGUGGGCUGACGCCCGUAUGAAUCACCCUCCCCCCCAAAAAAAAGUAAAGGGAUUUCUUUCGGGCGUAGGUUGAACAGAAACUCAUAUUGGCCCCCCCAUACCCAAUUAUUUUUUUUAAGCGAAUUUAAUUUCUGAAAUUAUAUGUGACGUCACCAGUGCUGCAAGCAAGCACCGUGGUUGUCCCUUCACGAACUCUGCAAGCGCUUGCGCCUUCAGCUAUGUACGUAUAGAGAGACAUUCAUGUACGCGUAGGAUAUUUUUCCUAUGUACGUAUUAUGGCAGAUCUGUGUACCUCUAGGACAGACCGAUGUGUAUAUCUCGAUAUUAUUAAUAUUAUUAUUUAACAUUGUGUAUCAUAAUGCAUAAUAUAUUACGCUUUUUAUA
This is a messenger RNA of Macrobrachium nipponense, 3194 nucleotides long. Its product is annotated as forkhead box protein C1-A-like. Bases 1052 to 2545 code for a protein of 497 amino acids. Gene Ontology annotation, biological process: regulation of transcription by RNA polymerase II; cell differentiation; anatomical structure morphogenesis. Gene Ontology annotation, molecular function: RNA polymerase II cis-regulatory region sequence-specific DNA binding; DNA-binding transcription factor activity, RNA polymerase II-specific. NCBI's taxonomy places the organism in Eukaryota, Metazoa, Arthropoda, Malacostraca, Decapoda, Palaemonidae. The transcript has a single exon. The record is from RefSeq and is a predicted model, not a curated record.